Arxiozyma heterogenica is the source of this 453-nucleotide messenger RNA. RefSeq lists its product as uncharacterized. The transcript has a single exon. The coding region runs from base 1 to 453 and encodes 150 amino acids. Lineage: Eukaryota; Fungi; Ascomycota; Saccharomycetes; Saccharomycetales; Saccharomycetaceae. The record is from RefSeq and is a predicted model, not a curated record.
AUGAGAAAGAGGAAAAGAAAGAUUAUGUCAUAUGACACGGCAGUCUCCUCUACAUUUUUUCUUUUUUUUUUUUUGGAAGAGAGGCGAGGGAAAAAAUAUGUAAAAAGAAAAAUAGCAAUCAUAAGUUUUUUGAUUCUUUCAUUUCGUGUAUGUCAUUUGCCACGAAAAAGUGUAUGCCAUUAUCAUUAUUAUUAUUAUUAUUAUUAUUAUUUGUUGGUCGUUUUGACAAAAAGAGUGGUAUUUUAUUUUUUAUUUUUUUUUUUUAUUUUAUCCCCUCCUCUUCCCGCCCCCCAUUAUUACAAAAUAGAUAAGUUGUUAAAUAGGACAGUAAUGUUUGAUUUUCCGCAGUUAAUCCCGUGGCGUACGCUUUACCCACCCAUUACAGCAAUUAUAUAUAUAGAUUUGUUUAUAAAAGGUGAUUCUCUUUUCUCAUUUUUCCUUUCUUCUUUCUGA